UGGCAGAGACCAGAACAAACCCAGGGGCAACAGAACAUAACCUAGUGCCAUUAUCUAGGUUCGCGUAGUUCUGAAGACGUUGGUAUCGCUCAUGGACCGAGAUUGGAGGUAUCAGGGAGAGUUGCAAUGGGAACAGUCAUCAGUGGAUCUCCAGACACAGUGUCAUUCACAAAUUCAAUUUCGAUAAGUAUUGGAAUAGUUUAGUCAAUUAAAGCUGC
Messenger RNA from Geodia barretti, 218 nucleotides. The record is from the annotation of a GenBank genome assembly. Lineage: Eukaryota; Metazoa; Porifera; Demospongiae; Tetractinellida; Geodiidae.